This is a messenger RNA of Alligator mississippiensis (American alligator), 2399 nucleotides long. It is a transcript of the gene RTN4R, whose product is annotated as reticulon 4 receptor. Gene Ontology annotation, molecular function: protein binding. The transcript is spliced from 2 exons. The record is from RefSeq and is a predicted model, not a curated record. NCBI's taxonomy places the organism in Eukaryota, Metazoa, Chordata, Crocodylia, Alligatoridae. The coding region runs from base 370 to 1821 and encodes 483 amino acids. Gene Ontology annotation, cellular component: plasma membrane.
UUCAUCACCUCCAUCCCUGCUCCUCCAGCCGCCGAGCCAGCUCCGCGCCCUAGCUCAGCCGGCCGGGGCCGCGCAGCCUCCCCCGCCCUCCUCCUCCCUGCCGCCGCCGCCCGGCUGCGCUUGGGUGGGGGGAGUCUUCGCCUGGAUGCUGACUCGAGCUCCGGGGUUGCUCGUCCCCCCAAUGAGCGCGGGCCUCGGCCGAGGGAGAGCCCCCGCCCCGCGCCCGCGCCCGCGCCCGCCCCCGCGCCCGCGCUGCUCCGGCUGAAGUUUGCAGGAGGAUCUGCCCCGCGCGGGCGAGGACCGCCGCCGCCGCCGCCGCCGCCGCAGCCCGAGUUCGCGCGCCCGGACGUGCCUGCCCCGGCCCCUAAGAUGAAGAGGGCGAGCGCCGGAGGAAGCAAACUGCUGAUUUUGGUGCUUUGUUUGAACAUCCAGUCAGAAGUGGAAUCUUGCCCCGGGGCAUGUGUAUGCUACAGUGAGCCCAAGAUUACAAUAAGUUGUCAGCAGCAAGGACUGACAGCAAUCCCCACUGAGAUCCCUAUACAGAGCCAGCGAAUCUUCCUGCACAACAACAAGAUAACCUUAGUUAGGUCCACCAGCUUUACAUCUUGUCGCAAUAUGACCAUACUUUGGAUCCAUUCCAAUAACAUCAGCCUCAUUGAGCCAGCAGCAUUUUAUGGACUUGACAAACUGGAGGAAUUAGACCUCAGCGACAACAUGAAUCUGAAGUCCAUCAACCCAACCACUUUCCGGGGCCUCAUUCACCUUCACGUCUUACAUCUGGAUCGCUGUGGGCUCCUGGAACUCUCCACAGGUCUUUUCCGAGGAUUGUUCUCCUUACAGUAUCUCUAUCUUCAGGAUAAUAAUCUGCAGAAUUUGUUAGAUGAUACCUUCAUGGAUCUUGCAAACCUAACCUAUCUGUUUUUGCAUGGUAAUAAAAUUAAGAGCUUGUCAGAGAAUGUUUUUCGUGGGCUGAUCAACCUGGAUCGGCUCCUGCUGCACCAGAAUAGAGUCAGUCUGGUUCAUCACAGGUCUUUUCAUGACCUUGGGAAAGUGAUGACCUUGUUUCUAUUUAAGAACAACUUGACAGUGCUCACUGGAGAAACAAUGGCUCCCUUGGUGUCCCUUCAAUACCUACGUUUAAAUGAUAACCAGUGGAUCUGUGACUGCCAGGCUAGGUCACUUUGGAAUUGGUUCAAACAAUUUAAAGGAUCUUCAACAGAGCUGGAAUGCUAUCUGCCCCCUCACUUGGCAGGGAGAGACCUCAAAAGACUUCAGAGCAGUGAUUUGGAGGGAUGUGUUGACUCUUUCAAUCAAAUAAGAACAAGUGUUUUUAGCACUAAAACCAGAUCUGGCAAACUGCCAACCACUGACCCCCCCCUAAAUUCUCAUGACAGCUCUCGGAAGUGCUGCCAGCCAGAAACAGAUAAAUCUUUUAUUUACGAAGCCAAAGGCAAAGCAGGUCCUUCUUCACACAGUAGCCGACCAUCCCCCAUCAACCCUCUCAAGGAUAAGGAGAACAUGUCCAAAACCAAGUACAUUGAAACAGACCCUACCAAAAAUGGCAGCAACAAGCAGAUAAAUGACUCCCCUUUUGGGACCUUUCCCAGCAUUGUAGACCCUCCAUUGACCAAGUUGAAACCAGAGUUCCUAGAACCCAUUGAACCUUCCACAGUCCCUACCAAAAAGAGGCAGGGAUGCUCUAGAAAGAACAAGUCUAAGGCCCAGUGCCGCCUCACCCAGCAAGGAAACAGCUCCACAGUACAGCUGAGUCUAAGUCUUUUGAUUCCCCCCUUGGUGUGGAGCUUACUCUUGUUCUGCUGAAACCAACUCUUUCCUUUGGUUGAUGACACUUUAAUACCAGACUUGCUGACCUCCAUAAAUGUUGCAAAUGAGAAGUAAACUAUCAUACACCCUGAGAGAGCUUUCUUACACAAAAGUUAACUGGAUGCCUUUAUUAAAAAAAAAAAAGACAAAAAAACCUAAGGUGUACAUAAACUUGUCCUAAAACCUGUGACUUAUACCUUUGGUCCUUGGAACUGCACUUACUAUAAAGCAGCUUUUGCUACAACAGAGGGUAAAGAAAUAUGAUUUACAUACAAAAAAGUAUAAGAAAAUCCUCCAAAUAGAAUGUUUAAAGUUUGUUUGUAACUUGACAUCAUACUGAACAAUGUUGCAAGUUCCCAUUUGCAGAGGUGAUGCAUUUGAUGCUGUUUUAAUCCUAUGUUUAUGAAUAUUGCAGUUUUACCAUAUUCAUUUCUGUCACACCUUAUUUACACGUAGCAUUUGUUAAAGAAUGCUGCCUUUUCAUUCACUAAAAUUGCAGUAUAUAUAGAUAUGUAUUUUAUUUUACUUGUGUACAAGUAUACAAAAAAUACAAAAUAAAGAUUUCUUUUUCCUAA